AUCUUCAAACUAUCUCGUUAGCUCUUUGGAACUGUUAGAAGAGAAUGGGUUGCUUACUUGGUUGCUUUGGUCGUCGGAAGAAUCGUCACCGUCAAAGACGUCGUGAAUCUUUCAAUCCUCGUUUAAACAGAAUCUCUGAGGAAUCUACAAAGGAUGUUCUUUUGAAUCUUAGGGUUCCUAAUGUUGAACAAGUCCCAAAGUAUAUAAAAGAUUCAAGUGUUUUGGAAGUCUCUAAAAUCUCGGAGGUGUCUUCAAAAGAUGAUCAUCUAAGUGUUGAGCAAGUAUCUAAAGUUUCUGUGAUUCCGAUUACUGAUAUCUUCUGUGGCAAGGUUGAGGAGAAACAAAGUCCGAGUCCGAGUCCAAAUCGUAAGAGAGUGACUUUCGACACCAAUGUUACAACAUAUGAACACAUUGUAGUAGAUGAAUCUAUUGAGCUCUUUGAGGAGAAGAAACAAGAGGUGAAGUCGAGGCAGGAGAGCGAUAUUACUACGUCUAACUCGUCAGGGUCUUAUCCUUCAAAUCAUAGAUAUCAGAAUUGCAGAGAAAGUGAUGAUGAAGAGGAGGAUGUAACGGAUAUUGAUGAUGAUGAUGAUGAUGAUGAUGAUGAUGAUGGUGGUGGGCUGCUUGAUGAAGACUAUUAUAAUGAUGACAGUUAUGAGGAUAAGCUGCAUAACUGGGAUAAAGUAGUUUAUACCGAGGAGAUUGCGGAUAAUGUUAUGGAUAUCAAGAGGAUUGAAGAAAAGAGUAAUGUCAGUGCUAGAGACAGGAGUGGGUAUGUUAACGCAGUACUGAACCCGAUCGAGAAUCUUUCCCAAUGGAAAGCUGUGAAAUCCAAAGGAAGAACAACUCAAACACAGCCUCGUAAGGAGAACGCGAUAAAUGCUUCCUUCAGCUUGGAGCCUCAGGUUGAUGAGUUAUCAUCAUCAUUCAGCUUGAACCAGAAAUCAAGAGAUGAAACUAAGAAACAGAGAACUCAAGAAAUAGCUGUUGAUGCUAGUCUCUCAACUUGGUUAUCCACAUCACAGACCACGGCCAGCGGAUGCAGCAGUGUUGAAACCGCAAUGUCUGAGAAGAAGAAGAAAUACUCGAAACCGGUUCAAAGCCACGAUGAAAGACCUAUACUGGGCGCAUUAACUGCAGAGGAGAUAAAACAGUUUUCAGCUACGGAUUCGCCAAGGAAAUCGCCAAGUAGAAGCCCUGAAUCACCAAUAAUCGGAACAGUCGGUGGUUAUUGGAACAAUCACUCAAUGGCCACCAGCAAGUACAGUUGAAGCUCUUAAAACUCAAAUUCUACAACAGAGAAACAAUUCCACACAUGUUUGGUUACUAAAUUGUGAGUAAAAUUUCAUUUAUUUG
Molecule: messenger RNA, 1356 nt
Organism: Arabidopsis arenosa
Lineage: Eukaryota; Viridiplantae; Streptophyta; Magnoliopsida; Brassicales; Brassicaceae
Source: the annotation of a GenBank genome assembly